This is a messenger RNA of Saccoglossus kowalevskii, 5682 nucleotides long. RefSeq names its product gamma-tubulin complex component 6-like. Gene Ontology annotation, cellular component: gamma-tubulin complex; spindle pole; microtubule organizing center. NCBI's taxonomy places the organism in Eukaryota, Metazoa, Hemichordata, Enteropneusta, Harrimaniidae. Gene Ontology annotation, molecular function: microtubule minus-end binding; gamma-tubulin binding. Gene Ontology annotation, biological process: mitotic cell cycle; meiotic cell cycle; cytoplasmic microtubule organization. The record is from RefSeq and is a predicted model, not a curated record.
UAAGGUAGCAGUGUUUCUUGUCGGUCGACAAGCAUAUACCGAGGUUUGAAGAAUGGAUGAAAUGGAUGGUAUAACAUCACUGUUUAGUCGACUAUCGGCUAAGUUUAUCGACCCAGAACUCAGUAAGCCACACCUGGUGCAGCCGAAAUUCUGUAAAAAAGAAGUGCACCGUAGACUCCGAAUCAAACUAUACAAUGAGCUUUUCAAACUACGUAGAGGACUGCAUGCAAAUAAUGAAUCAGUUUGUCAGAAGAGUAGUAAAAGUCGGUUCAGUGCUAAGGAUAAGUUUUUUGUGUUGGCGUAUGAAUAUAGAAAAAAGAGACAAUUCGACAAUGCUGAUAGACUAGAAGAGUUGGUCAACAGUUUACCGCUUGGUGGACAAGAUGACCACACAGAGCUGGAGUCAGUGCUGUCGUUCCUUCUUUUGUUAGCCAACAUAGAUGCAAAAAAACCCACAGUACCAGUUGGACAUGCUGGCCUGAUACUGCCAAUUAGAACAAAAUCCAGGAAGAAUACAUAUGAAGUAAUGCCCACAGGUCCUCUGUGUUUUGGUGACGGUAGAGUUGUAUUCAAACCAGAUAAUCGACAAUAUAUACACUACCCAGAGCAUUUAUUUAGUGGUGCUACGGCUGGUGAAGACUUGAUUCCAAAUGAAAACCUGAUGAAAUCUCUUAGUGUGUUCGAUGCAUUACCCGGCCAAGACCUGAGUGGUAAUGGAUUGUUCAAUGUGUCGGGACUCAUCAAAGACAGCUAUGAGAGUUCGCUACAGAGUAGUCUCUUUUACGGUUUAACGCACAGUAAAGUCCAAAGUGUUGAAGUUGAAUUAGAUCUGCCUGAGUUACCAGAUAAUAUGGAUGCUAUGGCUCUAGGAUUACCGGUACCGAAAACAUUGCAUACAGAGAGCCCUGGAGACGAUGAGGGCUACCACGAAUCCAUAUCAAGUUCGUCCAUUGCUGAACAUACCAUUGAGCCAACAGAAGACAUCUGGGAAGCUGCAUUACAUUUCCAACCCAACAGAAACCAUACAUGGGAAACGAUUGGAAGAACACCCAGACGUAUAGAGCGCCCAUACGUGUCUGAGGCUGGGGCCAAAGUCUUUGACGAAGUGUACAAGCUUCGUCUCCAGGAUAUUUCUAAUAUCGACCCAAGUCUCAGAAAACCGGAUUUGAACCAGUUAACCCAGCAGCAAUUAGUCAAAGACAGUGUGAAUGUGAUGAUUGCAGUGCCCUCCGACACUUAUAAAUAUGAUGAGUCAAAAGAACUUUUCAUCAUCCAGUCUGGCACUCACAUGUCAGGUACAUCUCCGGAGAGUUUCCAGUGCGUUCUACAACAAUUUUCCAGUAUGGGAACUAACUUUCAGAAGCUGAGUACAUUCUGCACACAGGAUACCAUGUCAUCAUUCUACUCUGCAGGACUGGUCUUCCAGGCAUCAAGUGGUGUUCUGAAAUACCUACGUAUCUACCAGUCAAUGGUACUCGGUGCACCUACAGGGAAGAAUGUCACUGUACUCUUGUUGUAUAACUUGUAUCAGAAGUGGGCCACUCAGUUGAGAAAUAAUUGUCUUGAAUGUUUGUUUACUACACAGCACCAUCUAUGCAACUCUGAAGUAGACAUACCCCGUCUGAUGAUUACACUGUGUGUUGACGAACUACGUUCUGUGCAGAAUCGUAAGAAUGUUUAUAUCACUGUGAUGAAUCAGAUUGCACGACUCAAGUCUAUGUCCAUAGAGGAAAAGGAAAUUAGAGCUGAGUUGGCAAAGCAGCAGCUGCUGGUCACUGCAAAAAGAACUGCAGCCAAAGAGUUGAUGAGAAUAAAAGAUGAAAUGAAGCAGGAGAGAAUGGCAGCUGAUGUGAAGAAAAGGAAACAUUUCCAGGAACUGAAAGAGGAGAUGGAGAAGUCUGUGCAGAGACGAGCGAUGAUAGUGGAAAAGGAAAAAGAAGAGGACGAAAAACGAGUAGAGGACAUCAUUAAAAAGGAACAAGACGAAAAAAAUGCUGCAAGUGAGCUUGAAAAACAGACUAGGGAAGAGAUAAUUGAAUACUACAAUGAGUUGUCGGCAGAAGCUGCUAUCAGAGAGCUGCGUGCACUUUGGAAGAUCAGGCGUCAUCAACUCGAUGAUGCCCGAAUUGAAUUUAUGAGACAAAAUGAAAUCAACCUCAAACAGGCCUUGGAAGACAAGAAGAAUGCCCUUGAAAGAGCCUUGGGAUUACAGCAGGAAGUUUCUUCUUCAUCCGUUGCUAUGCCAACUUCUGCUAGAUUAUCAAGACCAACAAAUUCUAUUGUACCUGGGCAGCCAGAUAUUCCAUUGAGCACAUUUCUAAAACCAAAUAUCCAGGAACCUGUGGACCAAGAUGAUUCACCUGGCAUCUCCAAAGAGUCUUCACCCUCUGUGAGACCUAAGGAACAACACAAAGAAAAACAAGUUAAAACAGAGCAUGCUGCAUCCAACAGUGUGGCAGGUAAUGAGCAUUCUGCCAAAAAAGAUGUUGUCGAUAACCUCAUAACUUUGGAUGAUAUAACUAUCAUAGAGGAUGGAAAACCUAAUGAAAAUAUUGAAGAUGCCUUAUCAUUAGUCAGAGAUAUGCCCAGCCCUGCAAAAAGUCAGAGUAAAGUUCCCAUGAACUUGCUAGACUUCUCAAUUAAUGAUUUUCUACCAAAGGAUCCAAAAGACGGAAAAGUGAAUGAAAGUCUGGAAGAGACAUCGGGAGAAGCCACCUUAGAUGACAUUCUACUUGACAUUGGUUCAUCCCUUCCGACUCAGAGCCAUGAUGUGUUGAAUGAACCGCCAACUGCACAGCAUCCCUCUGAUGACAUUGCUGGUGAUAUUCUCUAUCCUGAUGCGAAAAACACCAAAACCAAUGAGAAUCUACCUUCUACUAAUGCACACGGACAUCCAUCUGAAUCCACUUUCACUGCCGGAGGUGUUUCAGUCGAGGAUGUUCUUAAUAUAAUAAAACCUAAUGUUCAUGGUCAUACUAGCGACUCCAUCGCUGGCUGUGUUAUAUACUCUACGCAAGGGUCUGAAGACCCAAGACCUUCUGCUAACGUCCAUGGCCAUCCAUCUGACUCAAAACUAUCAGGAAGAGAUGAUGUUAUUGGAGAAGAUGACUCUGCAAAGCCCCGGCCCAGUGAGUUUGGUCAUGCUAGUGAUGCUAAAGCAGGGAACAUUAUUUAUUCUUCUGAGGGUGCUGAGGAAUCCAGACCAUUACCUAACAUCUACGGACAUCCCUCAGACUCUGGCGCCUUUGAUGAUGUUGUAGCAGUUCACAUGCCAAGGGCGAAUGAAUUUGGCCAUGCCAGUGAGGCUUCAGCAGGACAUGUGAUUUAUUCCACUGAAGGAGUGGGUGAGAAUCUGCCAGUACGAAGUAUGUACGGCCAUUCCAGUGACUCGACUGUCAGUUCUGUUUUGUAUCCUGAGAACGCGAGAUACAUAGAAGAAUAUGAAAUGACAAAGAGAUUGCUCAAUAAAAUGGAUGGAAAGAAGAGUGAUGAAGAUGGCGGUGAUGAUAUUGGUCUUCCAGGGUUACCACUGAAGUCUUCUGAGAAGAUGUACAAAAUCAAAGUGGUUGCUAAUGAUACUGGUGUAUCAGUCAGUCCGAAACCCCAUCCAUCAGACUCUAGGGUUCAGAAUCUCGUGCAUGUUAGUAAUCACGCUCCCGGGAAAAAGACACAUAGUGGAGCUGAUGUCGAUUAUUCACUCAAUCCUGUUGUGUUUGUCCAACAGAAGCGUCAUCUGUUGCUUCACCCCUCUGACUCCUCAGUUCAGUCGAUGAUGUAUCCAGAACCUGGCGAUCUCUGGCACAAGGAACCAACGGCCGUGCAGUCACGGAACAAACCCGCAGGACGUCCCUCUGAUUCCAAAAAUCUGAAUCUUGUGUAUGGAAUGCCUAAGCUGUCCAAACGAGGAAGAUCAGAUGGAGAAAGUGGCAUGGAUCAAGUACAAAGUCGUGGACAAGAUUUGGGAAUGCGAGCAAAAGCAUUGAUGUACCCUGGACUCUUCAACAAAGAUACCUAUGAUGGGGACAUUGAUGAUGACAGAGACUCUGUCCACCAGUCUUACCAUGUAUGGCUUGGUGAUGUGGUGGAACCGUUGAGAGUUAACUUUGAUGUCCUAAAAACUGAUUUAUUAGCUAAUGCUGGUAUAGCCCCUGUAUCGUCCGAACUAGGUGACUAUGGUCUAGCGUUGACUGAAGACGAUAACAUACAAGCAUCAGAGUUGUACUGUUUACCGGUCAUAUUGAAGAGGUCAAUCACGUCAACGUUAACUGCUCAGAUUAACCUGGUAAACCGCAGCAUAUUAGAUUACUUCAUGGUCGAUCUCAACAUUGAUAGACACUUUGAAUCACUCAGACACUUUCUGUUUCUGGAGGACGGAGAGUUUGGACAUAGAUUGUGUCAUCAGUUGUUUGAACGGCUUGCCCAAGGAGCUACUCCGGUAGAAUUGUUGUCACCGAUGUCUCUGAAUUCCAUCUUGGCUAAAGCUCUGCAAGCAGCUGUCUAUGGAGAGACCAAAUUCGCUGAAAACCUCAGCUUUGCACUCAAGUAUUACCCUUUAGCGUUUAAAAGAAAUUCUAUUGAUGCAUUAGAUUGUUUAGAGCUUCGAUAUAAAGUUGCUUGGCCGCUCAAUAUCGUCAUCACCGAGAGUUCUAUGAUGAAGUACAAUAAGAUACUGUCAUUUAUGCUGCAACUAAAAAGAGCAUCCUGGGUUCUACGAGAUGUCUAUUUUCAUCUGAAGCGUAGUGCUCUGAUGAACCAUGCUGGCAAUUCUACUCAGUUUAGACACUUACAGCUUUUCAGGCAUGAAAUGCAGCACUUUGUUCAUGUGAUGCAAGGGUACAUGUCUAAUCAAGUUGUACAUGUUAGCUGGCUAGAAUUCCAACAGCAACUCAAAGAGAAGGUUCAUAACUUGGAUGAUUUACAUCACUGCCACGCUGAAUACCUCAAUAAAGCUGUCUUCAGGUCCCUUUUGAAUGAUAAAGCAUCCGCUGUUAUGAAGAUUAUCACCAACAUUUUGUGCCUGAUAUUAAAGUUCCGUACACAGCUGGUAUCUGUCAAUUGGCACUAUGAUCCCCUAGCUAGACACGCAGUGCAUCCUGCGUUUGAAAACAUGAAAGCUUCGUUCAAAGCCUUCAAAGAGUACUCAGGAUUCCUAUAUAAAUUGGUCAAUAAACUCACUCGUGGAUACCAGCCUCACUUGGAUGAUUUCAUCUUGCGUCUUAAUUUCAAUGGUUUCUAUGACAACAAAGUCGGAUUGGUCAAGCCUCCAUUUGAGAGAUGAUUAUGCCUGCUUAUUUUAGUUCUCUUUGAAAUGUACUUUUGUUUUUUUUCAGCGUUUAGUUUUUGGAAUAACAUCCUGUGAAAACAAUCAUUAUUACCUACAUGUGCUUGUUGAUUAUUUAGCUAUUAGAUCUUGCUAAGAUAUCAUACAAAAUCUAUUUUGUAGGUAUUAUAACAAUUUAUCAUGUGUUUGACAGCAGGGGCUUUUCUGCAUAAAACAAACAAUGCUUUUGAACUCAAUAAAUAUGUGCCUUGAUGUCGCCGUACUGUCAGUCAACUGUCAUAACUGGAUUAGAAUGCACCCAUUUGGAAAAAUCACCCAUUGUAAGGACAUCAACCAUUAUUUUUGAUCUUACAUUCACAAAAAAUACUUAAUGAGAUGACAUUCACCACACUUGCUUUAAA